GGAUGAGUUCGAUUCUGCAUUUCUUAUCCUUGGCAACUCAAGCUGGAGCACACAAGCCUCCUUGGCCCUCGUCUUCAAUGGAGACCAUCAAAUCAACCUUCCCAAUUUUCAUGACCAACCCAGCCUUGUUACCAACCAAACUUCUCAGGCCUUUCAGCUUCAAAGUUUCGAUCAAACCCCCACCUCCAGAUUUCAAUUACAAGCUGCAAAUUUCCGACCAGUCCAGAGCCGCGAUUGCUGAGUCUCAUCCCGAGUUACUCGAUUUAGCCGACAGUGGGGACUUGCUUUUGAUUCAGAAGAAGCAGUUUGGUCCUGUUCCUCCAUGGAGGUCGGAGUUUGUGGAGCCUGAGGCGAUCUGGUUGCUCGGAACUACUCACAUUUCUGAAGAAUCGGCCAUGGCCGUCGAACGCGUGGUUCGAGCAGUGAAGCCAGACAACGUAGUUGUCGAGCUCUGCAGAAGCAGAGUUCAUUUCCAGAGCUGGGAUCAUGUAUGCUUCUGCUGAUGGCGAGCUUGGCAAACAAUUACGUUCAAAUAUGUUUUCUUUGAGUGGGACUGGGUUUUUUGGCGCUGUUGGACGCAGCAUAAACUUGGGUGGUCAAACUGCCUUAGCAUUACGGUUACUCCUGGCUGCUUUUUCAUCAAAGAUCUCUUCUGAUGUUAACCGCCCUUUUGGUGAUGAGUUCCGUGCUGCUCGAAAAGCAUCUGAAGAAGUUGGUGCACAAAUAGUCUUGGGAGAUCGGCCAAUUGAGAUAACUCUUCAGAGGGCGUGGAGAGCUUUGAAAUGGAGAGAGAAACUAAGUUUAGUGGUCUCUGUUGUUCGUGGAAUAACAUCGUCGUCUAGCAUUUCCUCAAACAAGCUCGAGGAAGAACCAAGUUCAGAUGAUGAAGGUACAUUUCAGCUUUAUGAGCAACUGAGCUUUUCCUAUCCAUCACUAUUGCAGCCUCUUCUACAAGAAAGAGAUACUUACCUUGCAUGGUCAUUGAAGAGGAGCAAAGCGGUGAAUAAGUGUAAAAAGGUGGUGGGUGUCAUAGGAAAGGGGCACAUGAACGGUGUAGUGUAUGCUCUGAUAUCUGAUCAAGGCAAUUUAAGGUUUAGAGAUCUUGUGGGCCAAAACCCUAAUAAUGGAGGCUGGAUCGAAGGUCUUCUCAAGAGCCUAAUCAGGGACACAAUCAUCGGCUUCCUUUUGUGGGCCUUGUAUGAACAGAUAAAUGGAGCAUAAGGCGAACGUAUCUGUUUGACUGUAUAUAUGAUAUCUGUGUCACUCUGUCUGUGUGCGUGUGGCCUCUUUCUUUCUUUCUUUCUUUUUCUGUUUUUUUUUUUUUGGGGUUCUUUUCAUCACAGAGCUCAUCAAGGUUCAAGUGUAAGUUAUGAAAAAUAUAAAUUAUCUUUUGGCUGUUGAUUAUUAAUUUUUAAAUUAUUGAAUAAUAA
Molecule: messenger RNA, 1430 nt
Organism: Neltuma alba
Lineage: Eukaryota; Viridiplantae; Streptophyta; Magnoliopsida; Fabales; Fabaceae
Product: traB domain-containing protein
Exons: 7
Coding region: 487-1221 (244 amino acids)
Source: RefSeq, a predicted model, not a curated record